Molecule: messenger RNA, 396 nt
Organism: Fonsecaea erecta
Lineage: Eukaryota; Fungi; Ascomycota; Eurotiomycetes; Chaetothyriales; Herpotrichiellaceae
Exons: 2
Coding region: 1-396 (131 amino acids)
Biological process (GO): double-strand break repair via homologous recombination; DNA replication; nucleotide-excision repair
Cellular component (GO): DNA replication factor A complex; site of double-strand break; nucleus
Molecular function (GO): single-stranded DNA binding; damaged DNA binding
Source: RefSeq, a predicted model, not a curated record
AUGAAUUCCAUGUCUACGCCCCGAAUCCUGCCUGCUCACCUUCAUGCAUUUGCGCCCAAUGCCACCUCUCACAACACAGUUCGCAUGCUAGGGAUCAUAAGUCACGUCAACGGUGAUCAAGCGACAUUGACGUGCGGCUCGGAUGCUGUGACAAUUCUGCUGGCGAGAGAUUCCCACCUCUCGGUUGGCUCAAUGUACGAAAUCGUGGGCAAAGUCACCAACACGGACGGCGGGCACGGCCUGGGUCUACGAGUACUCAGCAGCACGGAAUGGCCUCGAAAUGAGAACGGACAACUGCCAGAUUUAAAGCUGUUCGAAGCAGUGGUGGAUGUGACCCAUCGUUACAAGAAUAUCUUCUACGGUGAUCCCGAGGGUGGGAUGGAUGCCGGAUAUUGA